Messenger RNA from Cyclocybe aegerita, 1248 nucleotides. The record is from the annotation of a GenBank genome assembly. Lineage: Eukaryota; Fungi; Basidiomycota; Agaricomycetes; Agaricales; Hemipholiotaceae.
AUGGAUACUCAAGAAGACGAAGCGAAGAUACCUUUACCCCAGUUCUUGAAGCUGCUUACGAGCAACAACAUCCCUAUGCCGAAAGCCAUGGCUGUUGCUGGUAAAGUUUACAAAGAGCAUAACACUCCGGCAGCAUUGCGGCAGCUGACUGAAGCUAAAUUGACGGCAUUGGGAAUUGACAGCCAAGAGGACCGGAAACUCGUUGUGAAUGCCCUGCGCAAGGCGGGAUAUACUGCGAAGUCACCACGGCAGAAAGUACCCAAGCUGAACAAAGAUGUUGCUGAUACGUCGAGCCAUGCACUCCCAGGACCCGUCGCAUCCACAUCUGCACCUACGUCUCCUGCAAAGAGGAAGGCCAUCCAGUCGACAACUCCCAAGAAGCGAAAGCGCAAACCUGCUGGUGAUGCGAACGAGUUCCUUCCAGGUGCUCCUCCAGAAGAGAUCGAGAACGACGAAAGAUGGGAUUUCCAAGAAGUGUUGGAUGAAGAGGUUCUGAGGACCAAAUCCACGGUUGUCAAUCGUGCUCCUGUUAUGAUGGCCUGGGCAAUGUAUGUCGCUGAACGAAUGCAUUUCUCGAGAUCAGAAGCAUUGAGUAUUGCGUCUGUAUACACCGAAAUGAACGCGAUCUCGAAGGGAAUCUCAGUCGGAAUAUAUAACAAAGACAAGGAACGAGGAAUUGAGGCAGAGAAGUAUGGCCCUCAACCCUAUGUCGAACUUAUGGGACGAAGUCCUCUCUACCGAAACACCCUAGGUCAAUGGCGUGCACUCGCAAACAACAAGCCUGUUCCUCCCAUGUCUGCGUUCUCGUAUAUCACUCGGGCAUUCCGGCAAACGCUUCCACAUGUCAUGGGUUCUCUCAGACUACUGGCAGAAAGCUACAGCUCUGGAGAGCUCAACGGGAAAGCUUGGUCGCUGUACGCAGACUUCCGCCCCGAGGUCAAUGAAUGGGGUAAACGGUCAGAAGUUCAUUGCUCGGUCAUACUCGACCUCCGUCGAAAGAUCCCAGAACGGAACGUUGAACAACCGAGGGCAGAAGAAGCCGACCAGCAGCCGAAUGUACGUUAUGAAGCUUCCCAAGAGGCCGGUCAGCAUGAAGCAGAAGAGCCCGAACCCAAGAAGUUGAAAACCAUGACGGUCGAGGAAUACGAAGCCAUCUUGGACGACGAUACCACCUUCGACGACGUGGAUCUUGAUUUCGUCGUCGUCGAUCCACCUUUAACUGAAGAUACAAACCUGGGAACAGUAUGA